CUUAAAUAAAAAUAAAAAUAAAAAACCCCACAUAAACCUCCUCUCUUCUUCGCAGAUCUCUCCUUCUUUCUGUUGACAAUCAUGAAAAGAGCGUCGACUCUCGCGUCUUCCGUCCUCUCUCGGACCCUCUCCUCCACCCUCCACGAUUGCAGUGGCCUCUUCACCACCUCAGCUGCUACCAUCAACCACCGCUUCCUCCAUGCAGCACUCUUUAGCACCACCACCAGCACUGGCAGUUCCAACACUCGCCGGAUCUUCAAUCCUUUCUCCACAUCUCUCGUUGUCGCGGGAGCCUUGGUCUCUGCCGCUGCCGCCGCUUCUCUCUCUCAAGAAGUCCUCGCCAAGGAGCCACCACCGGCCGAGCUCGUGCCCAAGGAAGUUGUUCUUUAUCAGUAUGAGGCCUGUCCUUUCUGCAAUAAAGUUAAAGCAUAUUUGGAUUACUAUGAUAUACCAUACAAAGUGGUGGAAGUGAACCCUAUUAGUAAGAAAGAGAUCAAAUGGUCUGAUUAUAAGAAGGUACCUAUUUUGUUGGUAGAUGGCGAACAGCUUGUUGAUUCUUCAGCUAUAAUUGAUAAGUUGGGAAACAAGAUCCAUGGUAAGGAAAUUGUAGAUUCUGCUUCUGACAAGGAUGACGAUGAAGAGAAAAAGUGGCGGAGGUGGGUUGACAAUCACUUGGUUCAUGUCUUGUCUCCAAACAUAUAUCGAAAUACUUCUGAGGCUCUUGAAUCCUUUGACUAUAUCACAAGCAAUGGUAAUUUUAGCUUUACAGAAAGAAUCACGGUCAAGUAUGCCGGAGCUGCUGCAAUGUAUUUUGUGUCCAAGAAUUUGAAGAAGAAAUAUAACAUUACUGAUGAACGUGCUGCCCUGUAUGAAGCUGUGGAAACGUGGGUGGAUGCUCUAAAUGGCCGAGAGUUUCUUGGGGGGUCAAAGCCUAACUUAGCUGACCUUGCUGUCUUUGGGGUAUUGAGACCCAUCCGCUAUUUGAGGUCUGGUAGAGAUAUGGUGGAGCAAACUCGAAUAGGGGAUUGGUACACAAGAAUGGAGAAUGCUGUGGGGGAGUCCUCAAGGAUGAAGGCAUAGAUUAUGCACUGCUCAUUUUAACUUCCAGCUUCUACAACCACGGUAUUAUGAACACGAACCAAAAGAUUUGAUAAUGAUUUUGAUGGCUAAACAAUUUUGUGAUGGAAGAAUUUGAAGCUGAAGCUCAUUUUUAAAAACGUGAUUACUGUCGUAUAAUUGGAGAGAGAUAGGAAAAUAAAGAAAUUUUACACGUGGAUUGUAAAACUACCCAUGGAUCAUCGUAUUCUUAACUGGUACAUUACACAGCUAUCAUUCUUUAUGCUAUUUUGGUCCUUUUGUUUGUUGAAUAA
Populus nigra (black poplar) is the source of this 1370-nucleotide messenger RNA. RefSeq lists its product as uncharacterized. Gene Ontology annotation, molecular function: prostaglandin-E synthase activity. Lineage: Eukaryota; Viridiplantae; Streptophyta; Magnoliopsida; Malpighiales; Salicaceae. Gene Ontology annotation, cellular component: mitochondrion. The record is from RefSeq and is a predicted model, not a curated record. The coding region runs from base 82 to 1080 and encodes 332 amino acids. The transcript has 6 exons.